Messenger RNA from Gastrolobium bilobum, 1784 nucleotides. Its product is annotated as E3 ubiquitin protein ligase DRIP2-like. NCBI's taxonomy places the organism in Eukaryota, Viridiplantae, Streptophyta, Magnoliopsida, Fabales, Fabaceae. Gene Ontology annotation, molecular function: ubiquitin-protein transferase activity. The record is from RefSeq and is a predicted model, not a curated record. The transcript is spliced from 7 exons. The coding region runs from base 108 to 1382 and encodes 424 amino acids.
AAUACAACAAACAAGAGAGUGGUGUGUUGAGAUUAUUUCACUCUGCAUCCGUGUCCUGGAUUCGAAUGCAACCUUAAUUAUCGUGUGACACUUUUAGUUUUAGCGACAUGGUGGUGAAAGUUAAGAGAGAUACGCUACGAGCAUGCAUGACAUGCCCUCUUUGCCAUAAGCUCUUCAAAGAUGCUACCACCAUCUCUCUCUGCCUUCAUACAUUUUGCAGGAAGUGCAUAUAUGACAAACUCUCGGAUGAGGAAAUGGAUUGCUGUCCAGUGUGCAAUAUUGAUCUAGGUUGCCUUCCAGUGGAAAAACUCAGGCCAGACCAUAAUAUGCAAGAUCUAAGGGAAAAAGUAUUCCCUUUUAAAAGAAGUAAAAUCAAGGCCCCAGAAGUUUUGUCUUCAAUAUCCUUACCUGCAAAAAGGAAGGAAAGAUCACUUUCGUCAUUGGUGGUUAGUGCUCCAAAAGUUCCAAUGCAAACUGGCUUUACAGGAAAGAGAACAAAAAUGAGUACUAGAAAGGCUUCUGCUUUACGUGGAUGCAGUUUUAUUCUUGAAGAAUCAAUAAAGAAGGAAGAAACGAAUGGUGAAGAUAAUCAUAAUACAGAUUCUCCCAUGGUUGAGCCUUCUAAGAAGCAUAAGCCCAAUGAAGAUACAGAGAACAGUGUGGAACUUACAGAAGGGAAGGUUGAUCUCUGGACACCAUUGAACUGUCUUGUGGAAGCUGCCAACAGAACAAAGUCCUCCAGGUCAAAUUCACAAGCAAUUCCUCUUGUCAAAUUAGAGUCUCCAACUACUGCUCAUGGUGGACUAGAUACACUUGAAGUUACAACGAAAACAGAGCUACCUGCUUCUGUCCAGAGAACCAAAAAUAAGGAUAAUGGACAUAAAACAAUAUUUGGAGAUGACAAGGAUGCUAACAGCUUGCCUUCAGGACCAGCGAAGCGAAGAAGGUUGCGUCCUGCUGGUCAGAAAAGAGUUGCAGCAUCUGAGAUGUCUGCCUCAGCCCCAGUCAUGCUAGAUGCCACUGGGGGCAAGUGCAACAGAAAAAACAAUCCUAUAUGGUUUUCAUUAGUUGCUUCAGAGGACCAGAAAGGAGAUGUUCCCUUGCCACAGAUCUCAGCCUGUUACUUAAGAAUAAAGGAUGGUACUGUGCCUGUCUCAUUUAUUCAAAAGUACCUUGUGAAGAAACUUGAUCUUGCCAGCGAGGCAGAGGUGGAAAUAAUGUGCCGGGGUCAGCCAGUGCUCCCAUCUCUGCAGCUGCAUAACUUGGUAGAUCUGUGGUUCCGGACAGCAUCAACCUCAAAAAAGAUACCAGCAUCUUUGGGGUCCUCAGCUAAGGAUUUUGUGAUGGUUUUAUCAUAUUGUCGAAAGGCCUCGUCUCCUUGAGAUGGUACCCUAUUCUAUUUAUAUCAUUUUGCCUUUCACUACUUUACAUACAUCUUUAAAUUUUUUUAUAGCAUUCUUUCGGAUAUUCCUGUUCAUUUAGUUUCUACCAUGCGACGAAUCGGUUCUUAUUUUUUUCGCUCAUGACCUGAAAAGGUGUACCCUCCAAUAUUAUGGCAUCUGCAUUAUCUGCUGUUGUUCUUAGGAUCAUGAAACAUUAAAUAUUUCCUGUUGAUGUAAUGAUGUCUUACCCUUGGUAAGAAUCAAAAUGAGAGUGGUUAUAAAUCAGAAAAACGCACGGGAGGGAAGCUAUGCAAGACAGCAAUUAAUAGUGAUUGAUUUAUAGGAUCCAUUUAAAUGUUCUAGUUGCAUUUGUUGCGUCUUCAAUGGGAACCUUAUAUUGUG